Molecule: messenger RNA, 1104 nt
Organism: Megalobrama amblycephala (Wuchang bream)
Lineage: Eukaryota; Metazoa; Chordata; Actinopteri; Cypriniformes; Xenocyprididae
Gene: emg1
Product: EMG1 N1-specific pseudouridine methyltransferase
Exons: 5
Coding region: 43-759 (238 amino acids)
Biological process (GO): rRNA base methylation
Cellular component (GO): small-subunit processome; nucleolus
Molecular function (GO): rRNA binding; rRNA (pseudouridine) methyltransferase activity
Source: RefSeq, a predicted model, not a curated record
UUGUUGUGACGUACAUUUGAUGUGUCGUAGUUCUGUGUCAACAUGGCUGCACGCGCUGGAGACAAGCGUGGUCUGGAGCAUUUAGAUGAAUAUGAACCAAAACCGGCCAAACAGCAAAAAAGUCUGCACGAUCAGAUGACGGAAAAGCGUCUUGUUGUUGUUUUAGAAGGAGCGACGCUUGAAACCGUAAAGGUUGGAAAGACAUUCGAGUUGCUGAACUGUGAUCAGCAUAAGAGUAUGAUAAUAAAGAAUGGAAGAGACCCUGGAAAGAUUCGCCCCGAUAUCACGCAUCAGUGCCUGCUGAUGUUAUUGGACAGUCCUUUGAACAGAGCUGGACUGCUGCAAGUGUACAUUCACACAGAGCAGAACGUUUUGAUCGAGAUCAACCCACAGACAAGAAUUCCUCGCACCUUUGCACGAUUUUGUGGACUCAUGGUCCAGCUCCUGCACAAGAUGAGUGUGAGAGCAGCUGAUGGCUCUCAACGUUUGUUGAAGCUCAUUAGAAAUCCAGUGUCUGACCACCUGCCACCUGGAUGCCCCCGAUUUUCCACAUCGUUCAAAGCAGGAGAUGCUGUAUGUCCCAGAACAAUCGUCCCUAAAGAUGGACCUGCCGCUAUUGUUAUUGGAGCGUUUGCACAUGGAACAGUGAAUGCCGACUACACAGAGAAGACGGUGUCCAUCAGUAACUAUCCUUUAUCUGCAGCUCUGACCUGUGCCAAGAUGUGUUCGGCGUUUGAGGAGGUCUGGGGAGUGUUAUGACAAAACCAAACUGUUAUGAACUGUCAUGUUUAUGCCUGAUUGAGGAACAGACCUUUGGAUUGCGUUCUGUGUGUAUGCGUUUCAUUCCUUUGAGCAAAAAUUGUUAUGUGACGUCACAACAGAGGAGAACAUUUCAUGUCAAAAUUGUAACAAUUUUAACACACACUGAAGCAAACCGUUAUACUCUUUAAAAUGUGGAGUAUUAAACUUAAAUGUCUUUUUGUAUAAGUUUAUACAUUAGUAAUAAACCCAGAUUUGCAUUUAAAUCUAUUCCUGAAAUGUAAAACAACACUUUUUCUCCUUACAAUAAACAAUAAGAACUGGUUUUAUUCAGCACUAUACUAA